GUUCUUCUGUUCUUAAUCGAAGUUGUUGUUGAGCACCGGACAUCAAAAGUCAUACACAGAAUCCUCUGUUCUACACUUAGCCCCACCAAAGGGAACAAAUCCUCAUCAUCUGAAUCGACUAUCUUGUGCUCUUCAUGCCCUGUUUUCUACCUUUUCUGCUGACCCAAUUUCGUUUAUGGGUCUGAUAUGAUGUCGGCAGUAGAUUACGCCAUUGAAGAUGGCGGCACGGUCGCCGGCGAUGAUGAGAUUUUUGUAGCUGUCGGGAAGUCUGUGGGGGGAGCUACGAGUGUGCUUCAGUGGACUCUUCGUCGCUUUCCUGGUAAAAAAGUUCGUCUACUUCACGUUCAUCAUCCAUCUCUCCGGAUUCCAACUCUCUUUGGAAAAUUAGCAGCAAAUCAAGUUAAUGCGCAUAUGGUUGCUGCAUAUAGGAAGAAGGAAUGGGCAAAGACUAUCAAGAUUUUGAGUACUUAUUUAUCUAUUUGCUCUGAUGCUAAGGUGAGAGUUAGUUUUGCUGCCAUGGAAGCAGACCAUGUUGGGAAGGGUAUCGUGGAUUUGGUUGAUAAACUUUGUAUAAAGAGGCUUGUUAUGGGAACUGAAGUCAGUGUACAAGAUAACUUCAUGAAGAUCAAUAGAAGGAUGUCUAGAACAGCAGAUUACACUGCUAAAAAUGCUUCCUCCCUCUGUGAAAUAUGGUUUAUCAACAAAGGAAAGCUUGUGUCGACACGACAAGCUGCUAAAUGUCCAAGUUUUUUGAUGUCACAAAGACAACAUUCAAUGCAAAUUGCUGAAAACUUUAGUCCUUCAUCAUUUCAAUAUAGUGAUAGCGAGAACAAGUCAUUCUCAUUAGAUUUUAUUCAAUCCUGUUCCACGAGAAUCUCCAUGAAUGUCAAAAAUGGAGAAUGGAUUGAAGGAGAACUAGCUCCCUUGAAACAUGAAAUGGGUUUGUCCUCUGAGGAGGCCACUAAAAAUUUGGAAUUGCUGGCUCUAGAAGCUAUGAACAAGGCUAAAGUCAUUGAGUCUACUUGUACAUGUGAAUGCAAAUUACGACAAGAAGCUGAGUUUUCAUUAAGAACUACAAUCCAGGAGAAGGAGAAGCUCAUAUCAGAAAGAGAGCAGCUGCAGCUAGAACUUUGGAGGACACUGAAAAACAUUGCUCUUCUAGACUGUCAGACACAGAGAGUGAAACUUCGGCAGGAUGAAGCAGCUAAAGAUUUGGAGCUCAUUCAAGUAUCUGUUUCAGUUCUAUGGCAGGAGAAGCAGAAGUUCAAACAACAGAAGGCGAAAGCGUUGCAUUGGCUUGAGCAGUGGAAAAGUGGACAAGCUCAGUCUGCAAAUUGUAGAAGCUUGAUUGGAUUUGUUGAAGAAUUGCCUCAGCUGGAUGAAUUUUCAUUGUCUGAGAUACAGACCGCAACGUGUAACUUCUCCGAGAGCUUUCGGAUUGGUCAGGCGGGCUAUGAGUGUAUGUACAAGGGGGAGAUGAUGGGCAGAACUGUUGCCAUAUCUAAACUGCAUCCUCAUAGUAUGCUGCAACCAUCAGAGUUCCAGCGAGAGGCAUAUGUUCUUGGCGAAUUACGACAUCCUCAUCUGGUGACGUUGCUCGGUGUGUGUACCGAAGCCUGGUCACUAAUAUACGAGUACUUGCCGAACGGGAGUCUCCAAAACCACCUUUUUUCAAAGGGUAAGACUCCAUUGACAUGGAGAAUCCGAGCACGAAUAGUCGCUGAAAUCUCAAGUGCCCUUUGUUUUUUACACUCUUCCAAGCCUGAAAAUCUUGUCCAUGGAGAUCUUAAACCUGAAAACAUCCUUCUAGAUUCCCAACUUAGCUGCAAGAUUGGUCAUUUCGGUAUUCGCCGGUUAGUAUCUGAGGAGUUCCGCUACUUUCAAAGUCUCCCAAUGAGCACUGUGCCUAAGGGUGCUUUCUCAUACACAGAUCCAGAGUUCCAAAGAACCAAAGUGCUAACUCCUCUAUCUGAUGUCUACUCAUUUGGGCUCAUCAUUCUGCAGCUACUCACUGGAAAGCCAGCAGUCGGACUAGCUAGUGAAGUGCGAAACGCAUUAUCGUCUGGACAAUUAGAACUCGUUUUGGAUUCAUCUGCUGGAGAAUGGCCAGAAACUGUUGCUACGAGAUUGGUAGACUUCGCUCUGCAAUGCUGUGAAUUGAAGAGUCGAGACAGACCGAAUAUAACACCGGUUAUCGUUAGGGAACUGGAACAGUUAUAUGUCUCAGAAGAGAGACCAGUGCCACCUUAUUUCUUAUGCCCCAUCCUGCAGGAGAUAAUGCAGGAUCCUCAUGUUGCUGCAGACGGGUUCACAUACGAAGGCGAAGCGAUUCACUCGUGGUUGAAAAAUGGUCGUGAAACUUCACCGAUGACCAAUUUGAGAUUGAAUCAUUUGCAGGUAACUCCAAACCACACUCUGCGGCUUGCAAUUCAUAACUGGCUUUGUAAAUCAUAACUCCAAAAGGGAACA
This is a messenger RNA of Cucurbita pepo subsp. pepo (vegetable marrow), 2469 nucleotides long. Its product is annotated as U-box domain-containing protein 33. The record is from RefSeq and is a predicted model, not a curated record. Gene Ontology annotation, molecular function: ATP binding; ubiquitin-protein transferase activity; protein kinase activity. Gene Ontology annotation, biological process: protein ubiquitination; protein phosphorylation. NCBI's taxonomy places the organism in Eukaryota, Viridiplantae, Streptophyta, Magnoliopsida, Cucurbitales, Cucurbitaceae.